AUGGAGGAAAAUAUAGCUACUGAAGGCCAAACUUCAAAAGAAGAAGAAGAUCUACUACGUAGGAGUAAUAAGAGAAAUAAAGAUGGAGAUAUGGUGUUUACUGAACCACAGUCUAGGGUUCCUAGACAUGAAUCUUGGAUGGUUGACGACGGUAAUAAAAAGAUGACUUGGCGAGAGAUGCUCAUGCAACACAAUGGUGAAACAGAUGACUGGGAAGGAAUGGAUUGGAAUUUGGAAGAAAAUGUUGAUCAAAGUGCACCUGCAGAGGAAGAGGAUGUGAAUUAUGGUGGGAUUAAAAUGUGGACAGAGGAAGAUGGUAGAACUCAUUUUGGUUGUACUAGAAAAGCAAGAACAAGAAUGUUGAAGGUUUGGGAAAAAGCUCUCAUUGUAAAACUACUUGGAAGGAAUACAAGAGUGGCUUUCAUGAAAAAGAAGAUUGAAAUACUAUGGGCUAGAGCUGGAAAGACUAACGUUACAGAUGUAGGUAAUGGAUUCUAUGUGGUGCAAUUUAGCAACAAAGAUGAUCUUCUUUUUGCUCUAAAUGGUGGUCCUUGGAUUAUUUUAGGCCAUUAUUUAUCACUCCGACGUUGGGAGCCAGCUUUUAGACCAAAUGCUGCAAGUGUGAUGAAGAUUGCAGCUUGGGUGCGAUUACCAGGUAUCCCACUGGAGUAUUAUGAUGAAGCCUUUUUCCGCCGUAUUGGUAACUGGCUAGGUAAAAUGUUGAAGAUCGAUAAGACAACUAAUGAGCAUGUAAGAGGACAGUUUGCUCGAAUUUGCGUGGAACUGGAUCUUGCUCAGCCUUUGAAGGGUGAAUAUGUGUUGGACGGAGCAACUAAACAGAUAGAAUAUGAAGGUUUAGGCCUUAUUUGUUUCCAUUGUGGGCGCUAUGGACAUAGUAAAGAUUGUUGUCCUGAGAUACCAGUUGAAGGAAAGGAUAAUCAGCAAAAUCAAGACGGGAAAAAAGAUGAGGCUGAGUUUCAGAAAAAUGGAUUAGGUCCUUGGAUGGUGGUGCAACGUCAACGUCGAUCAAAAAUUCAAACUCCAAUGGCGGACAACAGGAAGCAGGAACCGCCGGUUAUGAUUGAUAAUCAAUCAAAUUCCCGUUACGCUGCUUUAAUGGGCUCUAAUGAAGAUGAUAUUACUCAUGAUAUCCCAGCGACUAAUCCGGAUGCUGUUAUAAAUGACGUCAAUAUGGUGGGCCCUCCUGUUAAUAUUAAUAUUAGUACAUCUCAAGGGUCCAAACACAGAAACCCUAGAAGCCGUCCUAAUGUUGAAUUACAGGAACACCCCAACCGAUUUACGUUAAGUGGGAUUACGACAGGUCAUGAAAAAGAAAAUCAAAUAAAUGGGAAGAUAGUUGACAGAGGUACCUCAAACAAUAAUACAACGAACUUGAGGAGGCAAGUUGCGAUUCAUAAUAGUAAGGACAUUGGAGGUAAAAGCGGUGGAGAUUCCAUGGUGGCUAGGAGUACUGUUGCUGAUUAUAACAAAGAUUGUUAUCAAAUGGAGGUGGAUAAGGAUGGUCAAAAUAUCAACGGCUUAGAUCAUGGCUUGUCCCAACCAAAAGCGCCUGAUCCAAGUAGAGAUAAAGGAAAGCAUAUCCCAAUAAACCAUAAGCUCAAUAUUAAGGUGGAGAUGAUUUCAGAAUCUGAAACUCAGCAUAAGAUUGAGGUGGCAGCUAUUCUUGAACCUCGAGUAAGUGGUUCAAAAGCAAAACAGAUAAUAAAAAAGCUGGGUUUUAAUAAUUCAAUAGUGGAGGAUGCUCAUGGAUUUACGGGAGAUCAUCAAGCUUUUCUUUAUACUGUUAUCUAUGCAAGUCCUAGAGAAGAAAUUCGGAAGAGACUUUGGGAUGAUUUACUUCAGUUAUCAGAAGAUAUCUCGGUUCCUUGGUUAAUUGCAGGUGAUUUUAAUGAAAUUUCCUUUCCAAGUGAGAAACGUGGUGGUGCUCCAGUUGAUACUAGCAGAUGUAAUAAAUUUGCUUCUCUUCUAACUGAUAUAAAGAUGAUUGAUCUUGAAGGAAUAGGUUCUAAAUUUACAUGGCGAGGACCAAGAUUUCUUCAUUUAGAUAGAGUCUUUAAACGUUUAGAUCGAGCUUGUAGCAAUGCUGAAUGGAGGUUGAUGUUUCAUGAAGGCCAGGUUCGAGUGCUUCCUCGUAUUAACAGUGACCAUAAUCCUAUCCUUAUUACCUUAGAGCCAAGCAAAGUUGAUGGGGUGGAACGCCCUUUCCGUUUUCAUUCUUUUUGGUUGGAUCAUCAAUUUUUUAACAAUUUCAUCAAGGAAAACUGGCGUCAGGAUCAAAGAACAGUUGAUAGUCUUCGUGAUUUCACUCCUCUUAUUAAGCAAUGGAAUAAAGAUGUGUUUGGUAAUAUCCAUCAUAAGAAGAACAGGUUGAUUGGUAGGCUUGAAGGUAUCCAGAGGGCAAUUUCUGAGCAGAAUAAAAGCCAUUUGGAAAAGAUUGAAGGCAAGAUAAAGGGUGAACUUGAACAAGUUUUAGAACAGGAGGAACUUUUGUGGUUUGAAAAGUCUCGUGCUACUUGGAUAGCUCAAGGAGAUAGGAAUACAAAGUACUAUCAUACGAAAACAAUUGUUAGACGUAGAAGGAGCAAGAUCUUGGAGUUGAAAGAUGAUGCUGGAAACUUGAUUAGAGAAGAUCACAACAUUGCACGGGUAAUAAAUGCUUACUUCUCUAAACUAUUUUCUAAAGAAAACCAUGAUCGUCCUUGGGUCCAGACUCUUUGGCCAAAGGUGGACGAUGAGACUGCUGUUAACUUAGGUGCUCCAAUUUCAAAAGAUGAAGUCAGACGAGCUUUCUUUUCUAUGAAAGAUUCGAAAGCUCCAGGGGAGGAUGGCUAUACCGCGGCAUUCUACAAAAAGAAUUGGGAAUUUAUUGGUGAACAGAUUUGGAGAGAUAUCAAGUAUUAUGCAGAAAACCCUUCCAGCAUUGAGGAAGUCAACGGUACUCUGAUCACUUUGAUCCCCAAAGUUCCUAAGCCAAUGUAUGUUUCUCAAUUCAGGCCUAUUUCUUUGUGUAAUGUCAUUUAUAAGGGUAUGAGCAAGAUCAUUGUGGAUAGGCUUAAGCUUACAAUGGAGAAUUUAGUUUCUCCUUACCAAGCUAGCUUCGUGCCAAAUCGUCAGCUUCAGGAUAAUAUUAUAGUAGCAAAGGAGCUGUUUCCUGAUUGGAUGAUUGGUGUUAUAAUGGCUUCUAUAAUUGCGGAAGCAGUUGCUGGAGAUAUAUUAAAGCAGACUAUGGAGUUAUCAAGGAUAGGAUACGUUCAAAACUGGAUGGUUGGAAAAGCCAUUGCCUUUCUUUUGCUGGUCGAAUGGGAAAUAGCAAAUGGUUCUGAAGUAAAGCUUUGGACUGAUAACUGGUUAGGAUGGGAGGAAAAUUUGCAGCAGUUGUCGAGCAAUCAGGUGUCGUGGAAGGAGAGUCAGAAAUCAAUUGCAGAUUACAUGGUGGAUGAUGGUUUCCGUCUUGAAGCUGUUCAUCAAUUUCUGGAGUCAGAUUUGGCUGAUGCAUGCGCAGCAGAACCAGUAAGUGGAGCGGAGGUUCAAAUGCUGUCCAGUUGUCCAAAUCAUGAGGAAACUAUUAUUCAUGUUCUUCGUGAUUGUAGACAUGCUAGGAAGAUUUGGCAAUCUUGGUUUACAG
This is a messenger RNA of Gastrolobium bilobum, 3646 nucleotides long. RefSeq lists its product as uncharacterized. Lineage: Eukaryota; Viridiplantae; Streptophyta; Magnoliopsida; Fabales; Fabaceae. The transcript has 8 exons. Gene Ontology annotation, molecular function: nucleic acid binding; zinc ion binding. The record is from RefSeq and is a predicted model, not a curated record. The annotation marks the transcript as partial.